Messenger RNA from Serinus canaria (Common canary), 930 nucleotides. It is a transcript of the gene LMO1, whose product is annotated as LIM domain only 1. The record is from RefSeq and is a predicted model, not a curated record. Gene Ontology annotation, cellular component: nucleus. The coding region runs from base 116 to 586 and encodes 156 amino acids. NCBI's taxonomy places the organism in Eukaryota, Metazoa, Chordata, Aves, Passeriformes, Fringillidae. Gene Ontology annotation, molecular function: DNA-binding transcription factor binding; transcription coactivator activity. The transcript has 4 exons. Gene Ontology annotation, biological process: positive regulation of transcription by RNA polymerase II.
GGACGAUCAGCUGUACCGUAGCUCAUUUGUGUUCCCAGAGACUUGCUCUCCUCUCCCCUGAGCGGAGGCUGCUGGAGAAGAAGCAUCUGUGCCCGGACUUUUCUUGAUUGCGGAGAUGAUGGUGCUGGACAAGGAGGACGGCGUGCCGAUGCUCUCCGUGCAGCCCAAGGGGAAGCAGAAGGGAUGCGCCGGCUGCAACCGAAAGAUCAAGGACCGCUACCUGCUGAAGGCUCUGGAUAAGUAUUGGCAUGAAGACUGUCUAAAGUGUGCCUGCUGCGACUGCCGUCUUGGAGAGGUUGGAUCAACUCUUUACACAAAAGCAAAUCUCAUUCUCUGCCGCAGAGAUUACCUGAGGCUCUUUGGUACCACCGGGAAUUGUGCUGCCUGCAGUAAACUGAUCCCUGCCUUUGAGAUGGUGAUGAGGGCCAGAGAUAAUGUUUACCAUUUGGACUGCUUCGCCUGUCAGCUCUGCAACCAGCGAUUCUGCGUGGGAGACAAAUUUUUCCUGAAGAACAACAUGAUCUUGUGUCAGAUGGACUAUGAGGAAGGGCAGCUGAACGGGAGCUUCGAGUCCCAGGUUCAAUAACAGCCCCUGCUUGGCUGGAGCACUGUGGGAUGGGCGCUUGGCCGCACGAGCAGCGAGGGCGUCUGUCAGCUUGCCUGCAAUAUUUUUUUAAUUCUUGGUCCAGAGAGGACUAUAUACAUUGUAGUACUUUUCCCCCCCAACACAAAGCAGUUACAAUUUUAGAUGUACAGUUGUGCCUGCUUAGCUGAGCACUGCAUUGCCUGUAUGUUUGUGAGUUUUUGGGGUCUGGGGGAGGGCUCUGUACAGUCUGUUUUCUGUAUAUAAACUGGAACAUUUAUUUUAUGAAAAAUGUAAUGCAAUUUUAUUACUGGUGUGAAUUAAAAAUUAUGAAUGUUUCCUGGUCA